CCAUUUCCACCCUCCAAACCAAAACCAGAUCGAAAUCCUAGGGGCUAGGGUUACCCUCCACCCCCCAUCCCCAUCGUCCGUUCGGAUCCGAUCCGAUCCCCCGCCGCCCAAGCCUUCGCCGCCCAUCCAUGUCCCACCACGACGGCAGCAAGCCCUACCAGCCCCGCCGGGGGCCCGAGCGGCACCCGCAGCCGGCGGACGAGGUCGCCGCGCCGCCUCCCGCCGCCGUGGCCCCGACGGUGGACCACCUCGCCGCUGUGGCCGCCGAGGCGGAGGCGCUGAACCGCUACACCGAGGAGCAGCAGCAGCAGCAGAUGCUGCAGGGGCACGAGCAGGCGGGAGAGGACGAGGAGGAAGAGGACGGCGAGGAAGAAGAGAUGGAGGAGGACGAGGACGAGCAGGAGGGGGGGCAGGACGGCGGCGUCGGCGCUGAGCACGUCCCCAUGGACGCGGAUGCUGCCGCGGCGGCGGCCGCGGCGGCUGCCGCCGGCGCGCAGAUGGACCCGCAUGGGUCGAUGGUGCCUGGGGCCGUGCCGCCCAUGGCGAACAACCAGCUCACCCUCUCGUUUCAGGGCGAGGUCUACGUGUUUGAUUCCGUCUCACCUGAUAAGGUCCAAGCCGUUCUCUUACUGCUUGGUGGAAGGGAGCUGAACCACCCAGGGCUGGGCGCAGGGUCAUCCUCUGGAGCGUACAAUAAGAGGUUGAAUUUUCCUCAUCGGGUAGCAUCACUGAUGAGGUUUAGGGAGAAGCGGAAGGAGCGGAACUUUGAUAAGAAGAUCCGGUACAGUGUCCGGAAGGAAGUUGCUCUUAGGAUGCAACGCAACCGAGGUCAGUUUACAUCUUCAAAACCAAAGCCUGAUGAAAUAGCAGCAUCAGAAAUGGUGACUGCAGAUGGCUCCCCAAAUUGGGGGUCAGUGGAAGGCCGACCUCCAUCUGCUGCCGAAUGCCAUCACUGUGGUACUAGUGCUACAGCUACACCUAUGAUGCGUCGUGGACCUGAUGGACCAAGAACAUUAUGCAAUGCUUGUGGCCUCAUGUGGGCAAAUAAGGGUCUGCUGAGGGACUUGUCAAAAUCUCCUGUGCCUCUUCAAGCUGUGCAAUCAGCUCCUGUUCUAGAUGGUGGUCAGAAUGGAAGUGUCAUAGCAGCACCUGGCAGCGAGCUAGAGAAUCCUGCAGCAGCCAUGGCCAAUGGCCACGAGUCAUGAGGGGAGUAGUGCUGUAGUGGUGUUCAGUUCAGCGAUGGGUUAAAGCAACGAGGAUCAUCCUGGAGCAAUCUCUGCAGUAGGCGGUCAACUGUUGUACUAUAACUUGAGUGGGAACCUGCUUAGAUAUGGAAUACUUUUUAUCUUGCGUUGUGUAGGUUUUAAGAGCUGCGACAAUGUUUUAUCUCGUGGAAUCAUGUUUGCAGCCGUUGUUGCUAUAGCAAAUUUGUUUUUUCUUAUCUUGAGGCGCGACUGUUGAGAACUGAUGAAGUAAAUUGCUUCAGUGUGAGCACUUGCGUGCUUGUAGAUCUCAAAGCAGAUGUUUGACCCGUGCAUCGACGUCUCCUAUUUCUCA
Setaria italica (foxtail millet) is the source of this 1557-nucleotide messenger RNA. Its product is annotated as GATA transcription factor 20. Gene Ontology annotation, molecular function: protein binding; sequence-specific DNA binding; zinc ion binding. NCBI's taxonomy places the organism in Eukaryota, Viridiplantae, Streptophyta, Magnoliopsida, Poales, Poaceae. Gene Ontology annotation, biological process: regulation of DNA-templated transcription. The transcript has 7 exons. The coding region runs from base 129 to 1205 and encodes 358 amino acids. The record is from RefSeq and is a predicted model, not a curated record.